AUGCCGUCGCGACCCGAAAAGGCUGGUAACCUGACGUAUGGGCAGAAGAAGAAGAUCUGCCAGUGGCAUGACGCAAACACCACGCUUAUACAAUCGCAACUGGCAGAUAAGGCGAAGUGCUGGUUCGGUCUCUUCAAGGCGCCAUUCCAAAGGACGAUCUCCGGCAUUCUGCGUGAUUCUCAGAAGUAUCUGCGCGUGGUGGACCUCGAUCUCAAGUGUAAGCGGAACCGAUUACUGGUAUUUCCUGCAGUCGAUGGAGCCCUUGCAAAUUGGGUGCUACAGUGUCAAGCCAAGCGCGUGAUGCUGUCCGGUGAUCUGAUUAAUGAGAGAGCGAGUCGAUUUGCCACAUUGAGCGGUGUUCAAGAAGAGCAUCUGCUAUUGUUUUGA
Peronospora matthiolae is the source of this 387-nucleotide messenger RNA. The record is from the annotation of a GenBank genome assembly. Lineage: Eukaryota; Oomycota; Peronosporomycetes; Peronosporales; Peronosporaceae.